AUGGAGGGGGAAGAAUUUCAGCUCCAUUGGGAGUCCGAGGUUAAACCCAAAACUGAAGUGUCUGAAGAAGUAAUAUGUGGGUUGGAUAAUGUACAGACAGUACCAUAUUCCAGCAUGACAACAGAAGAACUUAUAAAUAAUGCUGAUAAUAUAGCUGCAGAGAAUUUAAUGUAUUUAUCUCAAGAUGUUGUAACUUACACUGACUCCGCUGAUAUAGUAGCCGAUCCUAGUGUUGAAUGUGUCACUGAAGAAGUUAUUACUGAUGACUGGGUUAUUACUGGUGGACAGGAAAGAGUAGAGGUGCCUUUUGAACAGUUAAUGGAUCCAGCACAAGACAUAAAAAUAGAAAAUGAUAUUGAUGUGCCUUUACCAACAGACCAGGAUGAAUACACAGCAAUGCGACCGUUUCCAUGUGAUUUUUGUUCCCGGAGAUUUAGAAAGAAAGCAGCUCUUAUGAACCAUAUGGUGGCGCAUCAGAAUGAUAGACCACAUGCAUGUAACCUUUGUGGUGUUCGAUAUGUACGCAAGUGUGAUCUUAUGAACCACUUCAAGGUCCAUGCUUUUAUACCAGAAGCAACUGAGCAUAUUGUUCAGGAGUAUCCCAGUGAUGAAGAAUUGCCAGAGAGUCCACUUCUUAAGCCAAAAAAGAAAAGAGGCAGACGGAAAAAAAAACCUGAAGCAGUAAAACGGCGUUCCGGACGUGAAUAUGACGUCAGCGCGUACGCAACAGUGGUCCCGUCGCGGGCGUACACCCCCCAGGGCCCCCUCCCCCGCCCCCUCUCCAUCACCUCCACCUUCUCCCUCACCGCCCCCAUCUCCCUCCCUCUCCCCCUACCGCCACCCGCUGACCCUGCUAGGCCCUUUGUGUGUAGAACGUGUGGAGUCGGAUUCGCAAGAGAGAAAGCUUUGCAAUCGCAUUCUAGGAUACACGGCGGCGAUUCGCCUAUAGAGUGCAGCGAGUGUGGGGAGCUUUGUUGGUCGCGAGAUAGCUUAGCGUCGCACGCCGCACAGAAACAUCCGCAUCUCUCACAUUUACCCCGAUCCAUGAAGCAAGAACCCUAUGAUGAUAAUUCGGGAGACGAUAUGGACUUCCGGCUAUCACCACUAGCCCACAGCGGCAGUGACCAUAGUAUACGUCAUGGCAUGGUAUAUGAUACGGUCCGUGGACCGGAACUCUUCUGUCAGGAUUGUGGAGUUGCCUUCCAACGCGCUGAUUUGUUGAGGAGACACGUCACUGCUGCCCAUAGCUACAAGCGUCACGACAGCACAAGCAGCACGUGGGAGCAAGAACACACGUGUGACGUGUGCGGCGAGAGUUGCCCCGACGCUCUUACGCUAUUGGCCCACGCUGAAAGACAUGCAGAACGGCAUAGGCCUAAUUCUUCAUCUAGGUUUAAGAAAAUGGCAAAAGGCCGGAAUGCGUCAGGCAGUAAUUUGAGGCAGUUUCCAUGUAGAGAAUGCGGCAAAGUGUUCGGUUCACGAAGUUCCCAGCAGAUCCACGUGCGCAUUCAUACGGGCGAACGGCCGUACGCGUGCCGAUUUUGUUGGAAGGCCUUCGCUGAUGGCGGUACAUUAAGAAAACACGAACGUAUACACACGGGUGAAAAACCGUACGCAUGCGCAGUAUGUCCUCGAGCUUUCAACCAGCGAGUGGUAUUAAGGGAACAUGUGAGAUCGCAUCACUCUGCACCUGAUCGACGGGCGAAUGGCGGAUACCAGUACUCAUGCGCAGUUUGUGGUCGACCAAUGUUAACGAGUGCGGAGCUGGUGCAACAUCUCAUACAGCACUGUGAUGAAAACACCGCUAUGAAGAGGCAACCGCAGUCCGGUCCGCGCAAAUACAAGCGGCGUCGUAAAGUGAAGACUGAGGCGCCUGCCGAGUGGGACGGGUCACCCCCCGCGUCCCCAAGGCGACGGGCAGCCGUGGCACCCGCACCACGCCCACGCAUGAUCCACACCUCCGAGGAGACCAGGGCUAGGACUAAACAGGUUCGAACUCGCCGACCGCCUCGUCACCCAGCCGACGACUUACGGGCUAUCGCCGGUUCCCCUUCGCCCCAACCGAGGAAUUCCCCUUCUCCUCCCCCUUCGCCCGGUUCACCAGAAGACGCAGACGUGGAUGGACCAUACAAGUGCGAAAUGUGCUCGCUAGAAUUCCCCCGACGCGACGCCCUCUUACUUCACGUCCCUAUACAUAUAUGA
Pieris macdunnoughi is the source of this 2202-nucleotide messenger RNA. The record is from the annotation of a GenBank genome assembly. NCBI's taxonomy places the organism in Eukaryota, Metazoa, Arthropoda, Insecta, Lepidoptera, Pieridae.